Molecule: messenger RNA, 2042 nt
Organism: Perognathus longimembris pacificus (Pacific pocket mouse)
Lineage: Eukaryota; Metazoa; Chordata; Mammalia; Rodentia; Heteromyidae
Gene: Paqr4
Product: progestin and adipoQ receptor family member 4
Exons: 3
Coding region: 351-1172 (273 amino acids)
Cellular component (GO): membrane
Molecular function (GO): signaling receptor activity
Source: RefSeq, a predicted model, not a curated record
CGCUCCAGCGUCCGGCCGCGCCCGUGUCCCGGGCUGCGGCGAGGAGACUGGCCGCGGACUCGAGCUCUCGGUGACCCGAGUCCGAGCCGCGCUGCGCCUUCCCGGGCGGAACCGGCUGCACUGCGCUCGGGCGUCCGGGUCCGUAGCUCUUGGCCCGGCGCGGGGGCGUGGGUCUCGCGCGCGUGCGCGGCGACCGAACCGAGUGGGCCGGGACCCCAGGGUGGCGCGCACGCUGCCCCGGCACGGGGCGACCCGCGGGCACGUGGGCAUGAGCUUCCCAGCGCCGCGACCCCACUGAGGAGGAAGAUUGGGGUCCGGAGGGGCGCAGGCCGCUGGCGCUGCGCGAGGCCAUGGCGUUCCUGGCGGGGCCGCGCUUGCUGGACUGGGCCAGCUCCCCGCCCCACCUGCAGUUCAAUAAGUUCGUGCUGACCGGCUACCGGCCGGCCAGCAGCGGCUCCGGCUGUCUGCGUAGCCUCUUCUACCUGCACAACGAGCUGGGCAACAUCUACACCCACGGGCUAGCCCUGCUGGGCUUCCUGGUGCUGGUGCCGAUGACCAUGCCCUGGAGUCAGCUGGGCAAGGAUGGCUGGCUGGGGGGCACACACUGUGUGGCCUGCCUGGCCCCUCCUGCUGCCUCUGUGCUGUAUCACCUCUUCAUGUGCCACCAAGGGGGCAGCCCUGUGUACACCCGGCUCCUCGCCCUGGACAUGUGUGGAGUCUGCCUCGUCAACACCCUCGGGGCCCUACCCAUCAUCCACUGCACCCUGGCCUGCAGACCUUGGCUGCGCCCAGCUGCUCUGGUGGGCUACACUGCACUGUCGGGCAUGGCUGGCUGGCGAGCCCUCACUGCUCCCUCCACCAGUGCCCGGCUCCGAGCCUUUGGUUGGCAAGCUGGGGCCCGCCUCCUGGUGUUUGGGGCCCGUGGAGUGGGGCUUGGCUCAGGAGCUCCAGGCUCCCUGCCCUGCUAUUUGCGCAUGGAUGCACUGGCACUGCUUGGAGGGCUGGUGAACGUUGCCCGCCUGCCAGAGCGCUGGGGACCUGGGCGUUUCGACUACUGGGGCAACUCCCACCAGAUCAUGCACUUGCUCAGCGUGGGCUCCAUCCUGCAGCUGCACGCUGGUGUUGUGCCUGACCUGCUCUGGGCCGCCCGCCAUGCCUGUCCCCCAGACUGAACUGCCUGCCCGCUGAGCCAGCCUCCCCAUUGGCCCUUGGACACCUUUCCUCUUGCUGGUCUGCAAGGGCCUGGCCCCCCCAGGAAGCUUCCAGAGCAAGGGACUUCCCAGCUGAGACACCUUGUCUGUUCAUUGUUCCCUGUGGAUUUACCUCUUCUUCCACCCAGGCUUUGGAACUCCAUCUACCCGUCCCCUCCUGCCUCCCUCCAGGGUAGUUUUGCUGUGCCAGCUGGAAGGAAACUUCUCCCUGUCUGUGCCUCGGUUUACCCUUUGUGACCUGAGGCUUGGGUUAGAGGGCCUCUAGGGUUGUGUCUUGCCCUGACGGUUGAGUCUUGCCAAUUGCCCAUGCCUGCCAUCCCAGAGCCAUCUCCCCAUCCUGCCCCUCCCACACCUCCUCAUGGGUCCCUGGGUGAGCCCAUGCUUCCACCUCUGUCCUGCAUGCCAGCUCUCCUAGCGCCACAACCUCACCCUUCCUGAUCCACAAGACUGGAUGGAGUGAGGGUGAAGACAGCAGGACCAGCCCCUUCUCCCAGGACCAAGUGGGCACUAGCCAUUCAUGUACCAGCUGGCCAAGAGGCACAAGGGUGGCAGUUGCUUGUUCCAGCAAGCACAGAUGUGGAAUGGGAGGCUCUGGACCCAGGACCCCAUGGGAUAAGGCUCGUCUUCCACCUUCAGUGCCAAUGUCUUGAGGAAGGACUUGACCUGCCCACCAGGGAUGCGCCCACUCAGGAAAUCUGCUCCACACAGUGCAGCUCCAGCCUGCUUGCCAGCGGCCUGAGACCCUGCUCAGUGCAGGGCUCAGCCUCAAGGCCAGACCAUCCCAGGGACUCAAGACCCUGGGCAGCAUCAAUAAAGGGACCGGAAGUGCUA